AUGCCGUCAUGUCGACGCCCACGUGACCGGAAGUCUCGAACAUAUGUGGACGAGUGCCUCAGUGCUGACUCCUGUGGGGAACACGCCUCCUGUGAGAAUCUGAUCGGAGGAUUUCACUGUCGAUGUGACAAAGGAUAUAGAACUGACCAGCAGGGGGCGUGUGUGGGUCCUUCCUCAGGCUUCUCCCCCUCAUCAUCAGGCUCCUCGCCCUCGUCCUCCAGCCCCUCCCACUCUUUAUCAGGCUCCUCCUUCUCUUCAUCUGACUCCUCCCCCUCUACCUCAGGCUCCUCCCACUCUUCAUUUGGCUCCUCCCAAUCUACCUCUGGCUCCUCCCCAUCUGCCUCAGGCUCCUCCCACUCUACCUCAGGCUCCUUGCCUUCUUCCUCUGGCUCUUCCCGCUCUCCCUCUGGCUCCUCCCACUCUUCAUCCAGCGCCUCUCCCUCUUCUUCUGGCUCCUCCCACCCUACCUCUGGCGCCUCUCAGUCUUCCUCAGGCUCCUCCCCCUCUUCCUCUGGCUCCUCCUACCCUAACUCUGGUACCUCUCAGUCUUCCUCAGGAUCCUCUUCCUCUGACUCCUUCCCUUCUUCCUUUGGCUCCUCCACCUCAAUCACUGGCUCCUCUACCUCAAUUGCUGGCUCCUCUCUCUCCCCAGCUGGCUCCUUCCUGCCUCUCUCCCCAUCAGUCACGCCCCUCUCCCCCUCCCUCCCUGGGGAGCUGAGAGAGUGUUACUAUGACCUGGACAGUGGAGAGUGCAGUGUUCUGUCUCAGAACUGCAGUCUGCAGGAGUGCUGCUGCACAGAGGGGAGGGGCUGGGGGCAGGGCUGCGUCUACAACAUCUGUCCCCGCCCACAAACAGAGGAGUUCCAGCGUCUGUGUCCAAACGGACGAGGAUACGUGACCACGGGACCAGGGGCCUUUGACUACACUGAUGUGGACGAGUGUAAACUGUUUGGUUCAGACGUGUGUAAAAGUGGAGUCUGUGUGAACAACAUCCCAGGAUUCAGCUGCUACUGUCCCAGCGGAUAUGUCUUCAACCUCAGCAGACUGCAGUGUGAGGACCACGACGAGUGCGAGGAGGAGAGCUGCUCCGGAGGUCUAUGUGUCAACACCCAGGGGUCUUUCUACUGCAGCUGCCCCCACCCCCUGGUCCUGGACGACACUCACCGCACUUGUGUCAACGCCUCCCAACAGGGUCUAGAUGACAAUGUCUCCCUCUGCUGGCAGCAGGUGAAUGCAGACCUGCUGUGUCAGUCGCUGCUGCUCGGAUCUCAGCUCAGCUUCACUGACUGCUGCUGUUUGUACGGAGAAGGCUGGGGCCUGGAGUGUGCACUGUGCCCCCUGCAGGACACUGAGGACUACGCCCGUCUGUGCAGCUCUGUGCACUCUCCACUGUACCCAGAGACCAGACCCGGGACCAGACCUGGAUCAGGACCUGCCAGAGGAAGCCCCCAAGAGCCGUACUUCCCGCCUUUCGCAUUGGAGCCUUUUCCUCCUGCACUGGACUAUGAUGACUCUCCACCUGUAGGGGGCAGAGAAGACAGAUACGACCGCGGAUAUGGUUCUCUGUACGGUGGAUUCUUCCCAGAACCAAACUACGACCCCAAUAUUCCCUACAGUCCGGACCAGUCACGCUUUAGUCUGGACCAGUCUCGCUUCAAUCCGGACCAGUCUCGCUUCAGUCCAGACCAGUCUCGCUACACUCCAGACCAUCCUCGCUUCAGUCCAGAUGGCUCCAGGUUCGGUCCAGACCAGUCCAGGUUCAGUCCAGACUCAGCGCCCUUCCUUGUACCUCCUGACCCCAGAUCUGAGGAGGCCUUCGAAGUGCCGUCUUCUCUGUCCUCAGACCAGUUCUACACCGGGACCAGAGACCAGGUCUACACUGGUACUAGAGACCAAGCCUACACCGGGACCAGAGACCAGGUCUACACUGGAACCGGAGACCAGGAUGAGUGGAGAGGACUACCCCCAUUCAAUCGACCCGAGCCCAGAAGAGUCUAUGACAGACGCUCAGAGGCCGUGGAGGAGGACUGUGGAAUCGUCGACGGCUGCCUGAAUGGUCGCUGCAUCCGCAUUGCUGAGGGUUAUACCUGCGACUGUUACCAUGGAUACGAGCUGGAUCUGACCCACAUGACUUGCAGAGAUGUGGACGAGUGUGAUGGCAGCGUGAGGCCUGAGUUCCCAUGCAUAAACGCUCGCUGUGUGAACACAGACGGCUCGUACCGCUGCGUUUGUCGCCGUGGUUACGUCUUGUCGCACCGGCCCAACUACUGUGUGUCUGCUUGA
Knipowitschia caucasica is the source of this 2283-nucleotide messenger RNA. The record is from the annotation of a GenBank genome assembly. NCBI's taxonomy places the organism in Eukaryota, Metazoa, Chordata, Actinopteri, Gobiiformes, Gobiidae.